Molecule: messenger RNA, 4299 nt
Organism: Pseudoliparis swirei
Lineage: Eukaryota; Metazoa; Chordata; Actinopteri; Perciformes; Liparidae
Gene: actn3b
Product: actinin alpha 3b
Exons: 21
Coding region: 511-3204 (897 amino acids)
Biological process (GO): muscle cell development; actin cytoskeleton organization
Cellular component (GO): cell junction; cell projection; cortical actin cytoskeleton
Molecular function (GO): actin filament binding; calcium ion binding
Source: RefSeq, a predicted model, not a curated record
UUUCCGGGAGAGGUGGGCUGAAACUACAGAGACCGUGGUCUGCCGUCGAGGCUCACUAACAGCAACAGGUGCGUCGCACAGCCCAUAAAACCCUCAGUGGCGCGCGGGGGGCGUGACUGACGGCCCUCUCCGCCAAUCACGAGCCGGUUCCCGCUGCCCGCGAGAGACCACCCCGCCUUCUCAACCUUUUUAGGGGCAGAACCCGAUACCCUCGUGCUGUCGGGUUCCCAUACUUAUUGGGGUGCGGUCACGUGUGACACUGACCAGGAAAGGAGCACCGGACCAGCAGGGUUUUCUGGUAGUGGGAGCACCACCUCCGCACAGGCACCUCGCACCAGUGGAGACUGGUCUCUGCAGCCCUAAACGACCUCUCCCCCCCCCCGGGAAAAAAAAGCGAGACCCCCACGUCUCAAGGUGGUUCUUGCCCUCACGGCGCCGUCUAUCGCUCAUUCAUUUUUUUUUUCCUUCUAUAAACUGAGGGGGACGUGAAGUCCUAACAGAGGCUGCACCAUGACGACUGUCGAAACCCAUAUGACAUACACCAACUCCUACACGAUCAACCAGGAGGAGGUGUACAUGACCCAGGAGAACGACUGGGACCGGGACCUGUUGCUGGACCCGGCCUGGGAGAAGCAGCAGAGGAAGACCUUCACAGCUUGGUGUAACUCCCACUUGAGGAAGGCCGGGACACAGAUCGAGAACAUCGAAGAGGAUUUUAGAAAUGGCCUCAAACUCAUGCUGCUGCUGGAGGUCAUAUCAGGUGAGAGGCUGCCCAAACCCGACAAAGGCAAGAUGCGUUUCCACAAGAUCGCCAACGUGAACAAAGCUCUGGACUUCAUCUGCAGCAAGGGGGUCAAGCUGGUGUCCAUCGGCGCUGAGGAAAUCGUCGACGGUAACGGGAAGAUGACCCUCGGUAUGAUCUGGACCAUCAUCCUGCGCUUUGCCAUCCAGGACAUCUCUGUGGAAGAGACCUCUGCUAAGGAGGGUCUGCUGCUGUGGUGCCAGAGGAAGACCGCCCCCUACAGGAACGUCAACGUGCAGAACUUCCACAUCAGUUGGAAGGACGGCCUGGCUCUGUGCGCCCUCAUCCACAGACACAGACCCGACCUCAUCGACUACUCCAAACUGAGAAAGGACGACCCCAUCGGGAACCUGAACACGGCUUUCGAGGUGGCCGAGAAGUUCCUGGACAUCCCCAAGAUGCUCGACGCUGAAGAUAUUGUGAACACACCCAAACCGGACGAGAAGGCCAUCAUGACCUACGUGUCCUGCUUCUACCACGCUUUUGCCGGCGCUGAGCAGGCGGAGACGGCUGCCAACCGGAUCUGCAAGGUGCUGGCCGUGAACCAGGAGAACGAGAAGCUCAUGGAGGAGUACGAGAAGCUGGCCAGCGAGCUGCUGGAGUGGAUCCACCGCACCAUCCCGUGGCUGGAGAACCGCACGGCGGAGCAGGCCAUGCGCGCCAUGCAGCAGAAGCUGGAGGACUUCCGAGACUACCGCCGCAUCCACAAGCCGCCCCGCGUGCAGGAGAAGUGCCAGCUGGAGAUCAACUUCAACACCCUGCAGACCAAGCUGAGGCUGAGCAACAGGCCCGCCUUCAUGCCCUCCGAGGGCAAGAUGGUGUCGGACAUCGCCAACGCCUGGAAGUGCCUGGACCAGGUGGAGAAGGGCUACGAGGAGUGGCUGCUCACCGAGAUCCGCCGCCUGGAGAGACUCGACCACCUGGCCGAGAAGUUCAAGCAGAAGUGCUCCAUGCACGAGUCCUGGACCGGAGGGAAGGAGGACCUGCUCUCCCAGAAGGACUACGAGUCGGCCUCCCUGAUGGAGAUCAGAGCCCUGAUGAGGAGGCACGAGGCCUUCGAGAGCGACCUCGCCGCCCACCAGGACCGAGUGGAGCAGAUCGCCGCCAUCGCCCAGGAGCUGAACGAGCUGGACUACCACGACGCCGCCACGGUCAACGGCCGCUGCCAGGGCAUCUGUGACCAGUGGGACAACCUGGGCACCCUCACCCAGAAGAGGAGGGACGCCCUGGAGCGCGUGGAGAAGCUGUGGGAGACCAUCGACCAGCUUUACCUGGAGUUCGCCAAGAGGGCGGCGCCCUUCAACAACUGGAUGGACGGAGCCAUGGAGGACCUGCAGGACAUGUUCAUCGUCCACAGCAUCGAGGAGAUCCAGAGUCUGAUCACCGCUCACGACCAGUUCAAGGCCACCCUGCCCGAGGCCGACAAGGAGCGCAUGGCCACCAUGGGCAUCCACAACGAGAUCCUGAAGAUCGCCCAGACCUACGGCAUCAAGCUGUCCGGCAUCAACCCCUACACCACCCUCUCCCCCCAGGACAUCAGCACCAAGUGGGACACCGUGAAGCACCUCGUUCCCCUCAGAGACCAAAUGCUCCAGGAGGAGGUGGCCAGACAGCAGGCCAACGAGAGGCUGAGGCGCCAGUUCGCUGCCCAGGCCAACAUCAUCGGGCCCUGGAUCCAAACCAAGAUGGAGGAGAUCAGCCACGUGUCCGUGGACAUCGCCAGCUCCCUGGAGGAACAGAUGAACAGCCUGAAGCAGUACGAGCAGAACAUCAUCAACUACAAGUCCAACAUCGACAAGCUGGAGGGAGACCACCAGCUCAGCCAGGAGUCCUUCAUCUUCGACAACAAGCACACCAACUACACCAUGGAGCACGUGCGCGUGGGCUGGGAGCAGCUGCUCACCACCAUCGCCAGAACCAUCAACGAGGUGGAGAACCAGAUCCUGACCCGCGACGCCAAGGGCAUCAGCCAGGAGCAGCUCAACGAGUUCAGGGCCUCCUUCAACCACUUCGACAGGAAGAGAAACGGCAUGAUGGAUCCAGACGACUUCCGCGCCUGCCUCAUCUCCAUGGGUUACGAUCUGGGCGAGGUGGAGUUCGCCCGCAUCAUGACCCUGGUGGACCCCAACAACACGGGGGUCGUGACCUUCCAGGCCUUCAUCGACUUCAUGACCCGCGAGACGGCCGAGACCGACACGGCGGAGCAGGUCAUGGCCUCCUUCAAGAUCCUGGCCUCGGACAAGAGCUACAUCACGGUGGAGGAGCUGCGCAGGGAGCUGCCGGCCGAGCAGGCCGAGUACUGCAUCAGCCGCAUGACCCGGUACAUCGGAUCCGACGGCACCACCGGCGCCCUGGACUACAUCUCCUUCUCCAGCGCCCUCUACGGGGAGAGCGACUUAUAGUAAAACAAACAGAGAAAGAAGUCGCUUCUCUUCACCUCCUCCCCCCCCCCUCCACCCCCCCUUUCUUCCCAGCUCCUUUUACGAUUUCUCCUACAUGCGGAGAGAGAGCGACUGAACCCCCUUCCGGCGCUCCUUCUAUUCUAUCAUCUUUUCUUCUUCUUCUUAACUUUCUUCCCCUUCUCCUCCUCCUCCUCCUCCUCCUCCCCCUCCCCCUAAACAAACACUGUCCAGAGAGGAUGAGAGUAGAAGGCUUUGCUGGUUCCGACCGGUCAGCUCGUCGCCUCGUUUUCUUUUUAAUAAAAAAAAAAUCCAGGGAGGUGAAUUACGUGAGCGGCGUACAUAAGGUUUUUUUUUUUCCGGAGCAAAGCCUCCUGCUCUCUCUCAGAUGACAUCUGAUAUUUUUUUUGCAGAAGGGUAAUUAAAGAAGAGAAGGUGAUAUAUAAAAAAAAACACUAAAAAAAAGCUGGUUGGUGGUUUGGUUGGUUGUGUAUUUGUGCAGACGCAUGCUACGUUGACGUUUAGAAACACUCGGACUCUUCCUCAUCACACACACACACACAGAAGCAGGUCAGGGUGCUAUGAUGUCAGAGCCAGACACGCCCACUCCGUUAGAAUAGAACGCCACGGCACUGUGAAACCGUAAAGCCUUAAAGCUCAGGAACAAAUGGAGCAGAGAGACAUUAAAAUGCAGAAAGAGAGAGAGAGCGACUCGGAGCAAAGCACUAUGGGUAAUCAGACAAAGAGAGGGCCAUGGCUGGAUGGGGACUUAAGAAGGAAGACAGACAGACCCCACGCGGGGCAUCGGGGGUUAAGUUAUGGACUGACGAGACGAAGCGGUCCGGCGGGGGGGACCACAGCAGGCCUAUUGUCAGUGUGCGCAGCAAAAAUAGGGUUCUGGUCCCGCCGUCGGGUCGGCCAUGAGGAUCAGUGCGAGUCGACUCCUCCGGAUGUUUGACGGUGAUGUUUUUAAAAAUUGCGUGUGUGCUCCCCGAGUUUCUCAUUCUGUCCAUCGGCACAGACGCCACGGGAAGAAAAGAAAAAAAGAAAAGUUCCAUACCUCAACUUGGAAUAAAAAAGGAAAAGUAUAUUACUAAA